Molecule: messenger RNA, 890 nt
Organism: Westerdykella ornata
Lineage: Eukaryota; Fungi; Ascomycota; Dothideomycetes; Pleosporales; Sporormiaceae
Exons: 1
Coding region: 84-740 (218 amino acids)
Source: RefSeq, a predicted model, not a curated record
AUGGCUGCCUGCUAGAUUUUUCCACAUUAAAUUCCCACUCCUGCUCCUUCUGCGAGCCAUAACUGUUCCUACCAAACCUUCUCAUGGCCCACUUCAAGGGUAACAAUCCAGACGACGGAUACAGUGAUAAUCCGUCUGCGGUGUCGGCGGUACCCUGCAAGAUUCCUCCUCCUCCUCCACUGCCAAAAAGCACAAAAGCAAGCGUUCCAGCUCCUCCACCACCUCCACUUCCACCAACUGAAGCCCCGAAGAUUAGCAAUUCCGAUUUCCUGCGGGUCAUGGCCGCAAUACAAAGACCCAAGUCUGAAACCUCUGCCGACGCGAAACCACCCUUCCAACGCUGCCAUAUGUUUUUCUACGGUUCCUUGAUGGAUCCAGAAGUCCUCCAAGCUAUUCUCGAUCUUCCGGAGCCGCCCACGAUGAAACAGGGGAGUAUCACGGGUUUCUCCGUCAAAAUGUGGGGAAUGUAUCCGACUCUGGUGCGAAAUGAUAGUGGGAGGGUUUCGGGGACGUUCUGGGAGGUGACCUCGGAAGCUCAUUUUCUGAGGCUUGAGGCGUACGAGACGUCAGCCUACACAUGGUGUGAGUGUGAUGUUGAGCUCAGCGAUGGAGCAGUAUUGCACAACUGCCGAACUUUCUGCUGGGCUGGCGAUCCAGAGAGUGAAGAGUUGGAGGAGGGGAGCUUUGAUUUGGAAUGGUACCAAAAGUACUUCAAGCCAUCUGUCACGAGACGCCGGUAGCUCAUCGACUAGCCGCACCAAGAUACCGUGAGAUACUUCAAGACGUCCGUGACGAGACGCCGAUCGCGCAUCGAGUAGACGUAUUGAUAUAUCAUAACGCCGACGAGCCCGAAAAAUACAAUAAUAUUUUGGACAAGAAGCAUGGAUGAC